Messenger RNA from Arabidopsis arenosa, 1948 nucleotides. NCBI's taxonomy places the organism in Eukaryota, Viridiplantae, Streptophyta, Magnoliopsida, Brassicales, Brassicaceae. The record is from the annotation of a GenBank genome assembly.
GCAGCUUUUACUACCAGAGGAAACAGAGAUGAGCAGAGACGGUGGCGGCGGCGGAGGAGAUGUAAUUGAAACGGCGGUUAAGAGUCUUGGCAAAGGGUUCGAUUUGACGGCGGAUUUCCGGUUGAAAUACUGCAAAGACGGCGACGGCGCCGCCGGAGAUGACAGGUUGGUUGUUCUUGACCAAACUCAAAACAGAGAAUUGCAUAUUCCUGGUUUCGGAGUUUUUCAAAAUGUCUCCGCCGAUAUAAACUGCGACAAAGGAGAACGAACUCGAUUCCGUUCGGACAUUCUUGACUUCAACAAGAUGUCGGAGUAUUUUAACCAGAGGUCGUCGGUGACCGGAAAAAUACCGUCGGGAAAUUUUAACGCGACGUUCGGGUUUCAAAGCGGGUCAUGGGCAACAGACGCGUCAAACGUUAAAUCUUUAGGUCUUGACGCUUCUGUUGUAACGCUAUUUAAUCUCCAUAUCCACAAUCCCAAUCGUUUGCGUCUCACUGAUCGCGUUCGAAACGCAGUUCCGUCUUCAUGGGACCCACAAUUAUUGGCUAGGUUUAUAGAGAGGUAUGGGACACACGUAAUAACUGGAGUUAGCGUAGGAGGACAAGACGUGGUAGUUGUGAGGCAAGACAAGUCAUCCGAUCUCGACAACGACCUCCUCCGUCACCAUCUCUAUGAUCUCGGCGACCAAUUGUUUACCGGCUCUUGCCUUCUCUCCACACGCCGGCUCAAUAAGGCCUAUCACCACUCACACUCUCAGCCCAAGUUUCCGGAGGCUUUCAACGUCUUUGAUGACAAACAAACGGUUGCUUUCAAUAAUUUCUCGAUAAACUCCCAAAAUGGAAUAACGGUUAUAUGCGCAAAAAGAGGAGGCGACGGAAGAGCCAAGAGCCAUAGCGAAUGGCUAAUAACAGUUCCGCAAAAUCCCGACGCGAUCAAUUUCAACUUUAUUCCGAUCACAUCACUCCUUAAAGACGUCCCAGGCUCUGGUCUUCUCGCUCACGCCAUGUCUCUCUACCUCAGAUACAAGCCGCCGUUAAUGGACCUACAAUACUUCUUGGACUUCUCUGGACCAAGAACAUGGGCUCCGGUCCAUAACGACCUUCCGUUUGGCGCGGCCCCAAACAUGGCUUCGGCAUAUCCAGCUCUUCACAUCAACUUCAUGGGUCCCAAACUAUACGUUAAUACCACUCCCGUGACUAGCGAGAAGAAUCCAGUAACUGGAAUGCGAUUGUUCCUCGAAGGCAAGAAAUGCAAUAGGCUUGCUAUACACUUACAACACCUAGAAAAUACAAGAACUACAGUUGGGGAAAAGAUCACCGACGAACAUAUAUGGAGAGGCUCCGAUCAAAUCACCGACAAUGAUCGAUACUUCGAAUCUUUAAACGGUAAGAAAUUCUCACACGUGUGUACGGCUCCAGUGAAGUAUGACCCAAACUGGAUCACAACAACAAGCAAUCACAAGUCCCAAAACGACGUCGCUUUCAUCGUCACCGGAGCACAACUAGAAGUGAAGAAACAUGGCUCAAAAUCUGUUCUCCAUCUCCGUCUUCGUUUCACUAAAGUCUCUGAACACUAUGUCGUUCAGAAUAGUUGGGUUCAUGGACCAACCGGAACUUCUCAGAAAUCGGGAAUCUUCUCUUCCAUGAGCAUGCCGUUGACUAGUGGGAGUGUUCAUCAUAAUAUGAUCCAAAAAGACAAAAACGAAGUCGUUUUGGAUUCAGGUGUCUUCCCCGGAGGACCUCCGGUGCCGGCGAAUAACAAGAUAGUGAAAUUCGUGGAUCUUUCGCAGUUAUGUCGAGGACCUCAACAUAGUCCUGGUCAUUGGUUAGUCACUGGAGUGAGGCUUUACUUGGACAAGGGCAAACUUUGCUUACACGUCAAGUUUGCUCUGCUACAUCGCCAACGUCUUCUUGUCUCUUCUUGAAGAGAAUACAGUAUAACAUUAUUU